Paramuricea clavata is the source of this 399-nucleotide messenger RNA. The record is from the annotation of a GenBank genome assembly. Lineage: Eukaryota; Metazoa; Cnidaria; Anthozoa; Malacalcyonacea; Plexauridae.
AUGACACCGCGUAUAAAGCAUGAAAUAAAAGCUAGACAAAAGGCGUUUAAAUCUGGAGGUAUAACAAGGUACAAACUAUUAUGUGACAAAGUUACCUCACCUGUAUCAAAUGCGAAAAAUAAUUACUAUCAACUAAUAGCAGAGGGUAGACGCGAAACGAAUCCGGCAAAGUGGUACAAAACCAUAUUUAAACUUGCUGCUGCUAAUGACUGUAACUCUCAACCACCAGCUGAUGAUGCAGCUGACUUAGCGGAACGCCUGCAACAAAGCUUCACCAAACCUUGGCAGAAUGCCAACCCCACUGAAAUUCCAGACGUUGGGGAAAUUGAACACCUACUUAAGAAUGAUACCAGUCCCCCGUUGCCUUCCAUCGGACAAAUUAAGGCUACCCUAGCUUAA